UCAAAAGCCACAGGCACAGAAAUCCAUCAGCUUCCGAUCUCUCCUCCUCAUUCGUGCUCUCUCUCGAACGCUACCGGGUGCGCAUCUGCUUCUGUAACACCGGCGGGAUUUAUCCACGCAAUUAGGCGGACCGGUGGAGCAUGGAAUCCUGCGACGCUGCUCUUCCGUACACGCUGAUCGGGCUCGUCCUCCGGCAGCCGUCGCCGCCCCAUCCCGGCGCGGCCUCCUGCCCCAGCCGCUUUCUUCGGGACUACGCCUCCAGGGCCACCAACACCCUCCUCUGGAUAUGCCUCAUCUCCGUCACCUCCCUCCUCUGCCGCAGGCUCGCUAGGCUGGUGCGGCUAUGGGUCCAGGGCAGCCGGAUCCCCGGUCCGCCCUCCAACCCCUUCCUCGCCCGUUCCAAGCUGAUCCCCGGGUGUGGUUCCCUGGGGAGUCUCACCGGCUAUCUUGCUGAGUUGCAUGAGAAAUAUGGACCAAUUGUCAGACUUUGGUUGAGCCCGACUCAGCUUCUUGUCUCUGUCAAAGAUACUAUGCUCAUUAAAGAGGUGCUUAUAAAGGCAGAGGAUAAAUUGCCAUUGACUGGACGGGCAUUUCAUUUGGCUUUUGGUAGAUCAAGCCUGUUUGUUUCAUCCUUUGAGAAGGUACAAAAGAGAAGAGAAUCUUUAGCAGAAUACAUGAACGGGAGAAUAGCUGUGAGAGCAAAUAUUAUUCCUUCUGAGAUUGUUGAAUGUGCCAUGGGCAGAGUUGACACUAUAAUGGCUAAAGGUACCCUUGAUUGUGGAUCGGUUUCUCAACAGUUGGCAUUUUACAUCCUUGGGAGCACACUCUUUGGAGAUGCAUUUUUGGAUUGGCCUAAAGCUAGCAUUUAUGAGAAGCUCCUUAUAACAAUUUCUAAAGAUGGUUGCUUCUGGGCCUCUUAUACAAUCCCUCCUUUCUGGAGUAGAGAAUACUGGAAGUACAAGCACAUGUGCAAGAGGUUAAAACACUUAACCGAAGACAUUAUUCAGCAUUGUGUGGAAAAAUAUGACUUGUUAAGCAAAAUUGGUCACAGUUCUUACAAAGAUAACAAGGAUAUUGAAGAUGAAGCCAGGUUCAAUGAUUCUGUUCUGCUUGAUAAUAUGCCUUCAGGUGUUCUCCUCCAGGAAGAGAUGGCAGAGUAUCUCAAUUCCAAAGAAGAACUAUGUGGGAACAUAUUGGGCCUGAUGUUUCAUGGAUGUCUAGCUACUUCUAGCUUGAUUAGUAGCAUUCUGACAAGGCUUGCUUUACAUCCUGAAUUGCAGCAGAAGUUAUAUGCAGAGAUCAUUGCAGUUCAGGAGAAAACCUGCAAGUUGGACUCUGAUGAUGUACAAAAGAUGAAUUUACUUAUGGCUACAGUCUACGAAUCAGCUCGGUUAUUGCCAGCUGGACCUUUGCUUCAAAGAUGCUCUCUUGAACAUGAUAUUUAUCUUUGUUCUGGCAUAAAUGUACCAGCAGGAGCAAUUAUGGUUGUUCCUUUACAGUUGGUGCAGAUGGAUAGCUAUAUCUGGGGCAAGGAUGCCGGUCGUUUUAAUCCAUUGCGCUUCUUGUCGGAGGCCACAGACCAUAUAGGAACACACAAGAAAUAUGAAGACUUCGAGAAAAGUGCUUUCCUUAGUGAACCAAAGAGAAAGGCAGCUUUUCUUCCUUUUGGAUAUGGGACACGAGCAUGCAUUGGCGAGAAAUUUGCAACUCUUGGAAUUUCAACACUGAUUGCAUCUUUGCUUCAGAACUAUGAGAUAAAAUUACAGCCAGGUUCGGAGAAUGAUCCAAAACCAAUAAUGAGUGACUGCCUCCUUCAGCAGCUUCUAUCGAGCCCGGAGGUUGUGUUUGCGAAAAGAAGCAAGCGAAAGACAUGGAAAAGUAAAGGUUCCUCAUGAGCCUUUCUUACUGUCAUAUUACCAAGGUUAUGAACUCAGGAAGACCAACGAAGAUCAAGUUUUUAGCCCCUCCGCAGUUUUUGACAGCUCCGGUGGCUACUACUAUCAUGUGGAAGCACUUGGGGAGCUGUUGACUCCGGAUGGUACACAAUCAUGUGCAGUUGUUUGGUGUCUUAUUUUUCCUCCGAAAGGAGUUAGUUGUAGCAUUGUGGUAAUGCACUGUUGAUCACAGACACAUUAUAUGUACUAAAUGGCAAGACAAGCGGGGCGUAUCGUUACACCCUAAUAAACAUCAUGUGAUUUCAUUUGUGAGUA
Musa acuminata AAA Group (dessert banana) is the source of this 2210-nucleotide messenger RNA. Its product is annotated as cytochrome P450 72A397-like. Gene Ontology annotation, cellular component: chloroplast. The coding region runs from base 141 to 1895 and encodes 584 amino acids. The record is from RefSeq and is a predicted model, not a curated record. The transcript is spliced from 7 exons. Lineage: Eukaryota; Viridiplantae; Streptophyta; Magnoliopsida; Zingiberales; Musaceae. Gene Ontology annotation, molecular function: oxidoreductase activity, acting on paired donors, with incorporation or reduction of molecular oxygen; monooxygenase activity; heme binding.